UGCUACACCCAAGCACAUCUUUUGUAAGAAUUCUGAGAUGUAUCCGAGUCAAUACUGGUACUAGUAGGUGGCCAUAACUGAGACUCACCGUGGAUCCCAGUGUUCGUGAGACCUCCGACUUUCGUUGAACCAGUUAUCACGUGUUUUGUGCAUCUAUCGCGUCCGAAUCUGCAACUUGCAUAGUUGUCCAUCAUAGUAUGGACCCUUUCACUCCACGAACGCGUCCAGGAGGCCGCAAGAAGAACCUUGGUUUGUCUGCAAAAGAGUACAGCAAGGUACGAGUCUCCCGCUCAAGGGAGAUCGUUCUCGAUCGUACUUUUUACAGAUUAGUCCUUUCGAGACCUAACAGAACGGAUGGUGCCCCUCGUCACUCACUACACUGCUAUCUCCUCUUUUGUAGAGAGUCGCAGCCACCUCUAUUUUAGGCUUGUCAAUCUUGCGCUCUGCGCUGCUAUCCGGGCAUGCUCAAGGACUACCAAACUCUCCUCUCUCAACUCGAACAUGCAUUCAAUACCUUGCCGCAAUUUGGUAUACAGAAACU
Messenger RNA from Suillus subalutaceus, 541 nucleotides. RefSeq lists its product as uncharacterized. Lineage: Eukaryota; Fungi; Basidiomycota; Agaricomycetes; Boletales; Suillaceae. The coding region runs from base 198 to 425 and encodes 75 amino acids. The record is from RefSeq and is a predicted model, not a curated record. The transcript has 3 exons.